This is a messenger RNA of Klebsormidium nitens, 846 nucleotides long. The record is from the annotation of a GenBank genome assembly. Lineage: Eukaryota; Viridiplantae; Streptophyta; Klebsormidiophyceae; Klebsormidiales; Klebsormidiaceae.
AUGCUGCUGACUGCUUGCAAGGCAUCUUUUUGGGGUCCAUAUUGCCAAGGGAUCCCUGUGCCCAUCAACACCACGGCAUUUAUUCCCUACCCAGCUUUCAGCAAACGCUUGCAAAGGCUGAAAACCUCACUCGGUGCUCCACCACCUCCGGAGGUUAUUGUGGAGUACUGUGAAGAGGAGGACUUUUUGAACGAGUUCAUCAAACUAGCGGACGAGGUUGAAGACAUGUAUCCAGCCGUAAUUGUUCUUGGGAAUCCUGAAGGGACGGAAGCACGCAAAGGAGCGUUUGAGGUUUCUUUGGGAGGCAAAGUCUUGUUCUCCAAGCUGGAGAGCGGCAGGAUUCCAGAGACUCAAGAAGUGCUGGAUGCGCUUCAGCCAGAGCUCGAUAACUCUUAAUUCUUAGUGCGACUUUACAAACGCGUUGUUUCACUAACGGGGGGACGACUAACAGUAGGGAAUCGAGAAACUAGAUAAGAGGGCCCGUAUUGCUCGUGUUGCUCGUGGCGGACUGCUAGGCGGAGUUGAUUCUUUUAUGACGUCGGCGGCAAAAAGCAUGUCAUGCAGGUCGCAGGACUGAUCUCAGAUCUCGCUCCAAGUCUGGUAGAUGAAGCUCGAGUUGGAGGCCGGUUUGCCUCACUUGGAGAGACGAAGUUGACACCAUGCAACCUGGUCGAUAUAGUCAUCCUAGGCCAUCCGCGGCCAUGAUUGUUGAUAAGUCUGAUCGAAGGUUUCGUUUAUUCGAGAUCAAGUUAUCAUACACAGAGCGCGGACAGGAUAUUGCCAUGCAGUGUGUACUCCUCCCAACCUGUGUACUUCGAUCCCAACCUUGCGUAAUCUUGGUACUCG